Molecule: messenger RNA, 3920 nt
Organism: Suricata suricatta (meerkat)
Lineage: Eukaryota; Metazoa; Chordata; Mammalia; Carnivora; Herpestidae
Gene: BCL11B
Product: BAF chromatin remodeling complex subunit BCL11B
Exons: 5
Coding region: 122-2149 (675 amino acids)
Biological process (GO): positive regulation of transcription by RNA polymerase II
Cellular component (GO): nucleus
Molecular function (GO): RNA polymerase II cis-regulatory region sequence-specific DNA binding; DNA-binding transcription factor activity
Source: RefSeq, a predicted model, not a curated record
UGGAAGGGGGGGUGGCAGAUCCAGCCCAAGCAGGGGGCAACUGGCUCUGGCUCGCGGUUCUCAGCCUUGGCUGCCCCCCCGGAAUCACCUGGGGAGUCUUAAAACACAAGAAGACAGUCUGAUGUUUGGAUUUCCCGAGGCUGACCAUGUGGAGGCCGCGAUCCUCGAAGAAGACGAGGGUCUGGAGAUAGAGGAGCCCAGCAGCCUGGGGCUGAUGGUGGGUGGCCCCGACCCUGACCUGCUCACCUGCGGACAGUGUCAGAUGAACUUCCCCCUGGGGGACAUCCUGGUUUUUAUAGAGCACAAGAAGAAGCAGUGUGGCGGCGGCCUGGGCGUUUGCUACGACAAAGGCCUGGACAAGGGCAGCCCGCCGCCCUCCUCGCGCUCCGAGCUCAGGAAAGUGUCCGAGCCGGUGGAGAUCGGGAUCCAGGUCACGCCCGACGAGGAUGACCACCUGCUCUCGCCCACGAAGGGCAUCUGCCCCAAGCAGGAGAACAUGGCAGGGCCGUGCAGGCCUGCCCAGCUGCCAGCGACGGCCCCCAUAGCUGCCUCCUCCCACCCUCACUCAUCCGUGAUCACUCCACCUCUGCGCACCCUGGGCGCCCCGCCGCCCUGCUUCCCCCUGCCCUGCUGCAGCGCGCGCCCGGUCUCGGGUGACGGGACUCAGGGUGAGGGUCAGACGGAGGCUCCCUUUGGAUGCCAGUGUCAGUUGUCAGGUAAAGAUGAGCCUUCCAGCUACAUUUGCACAACAUGCAAGCAGCCCUUCAACAGCGCGUGGUUCCUGCUGCAGCACGCGCAGAACACGCACGGCUUCCGCAUCUACCUGGAGCCCGGGCCGGCCAGCAGCUCGCUCACGCCGCGGCUCACCAUCCCGCCACCGCUCGGCCCCGAGGCCGUGGCCCAGUCCCCGCUCAUGAAUUUCCUGGGCGACAGCAACCCCUUCAACCUGCUGCGCAUGACGGGCCCCAUCCUGCGGGAGCACCCGGGCUUCGGCGAGGGCCGCCUGCCCGGCACGCCGCCGCUCUUCAGCCCGCCGCCGCGCCACCACCUGGACCCGCACCGCCUCAGUGCCGAGGAGAUGGGGCUCGUCGCCCAGCACCCCAGUGCCUUUGACCGAGUCAUGCGCCUCAACCCCAUGGCCAUCGACUCGCCCGCCAUGGACUUCUCGCGGCGGCUCCGCGAGCUGGCGGGCAACAGCUCCACGCCGCCGCCCGUGUCGCCGGGCCGCGGCAACCCUAUGCACCGGCUCCUGAACCCCUUCCAGCCCAGCCCCAAGUCCCCGUUCCUGAGCACGCCGCCGCUGCCGCCCAUGCCCCCCGGGGGCACGCCGCCGCCGCAGCCGCCCGCCAAGAGCAAGUCCUGCGAGUUCUGCGGCAAGACGUUCAAGUUCCAGAGCAAUCUCAUCGUGCACCGGCGCAGCCACACGGGCGAGAAGCCCUACAAGUGCCAGCUGUGCGACCACGCGUGCUCGCAGGCGAGCAAGCUCAAGCGCCACAUGAAGACGCACAUGCACAAGGCCGGCUCGCUGGCCGGCCGCUCCGACGACGGCCUCUCGGCCGCCAGCUCCCCGGAGCCCGGCACCAGCGAGCUGGCCGGCGAGGGCCUCAAGGCGGCCGACGGCGACUUCCGCCACCAUGAGAGCGACCCGUCGCUAGGCCACGAGCCCGAGGAGGAGGACGAGGAGGAGGAGGAGGAGGAGGAGAACGGCAGCCUGCGCUUCUCCACGCCGCCCGGGGACCUGCUGGACGGCGGGCUGUCGGGUCGCAGCGGCACGGCGAGCGGGGGCAGCACGCCGCACCUGGGCGGCCCGGGCCCCGGGCGGCCGAGCUCCAAGGAGGGCCGCCGCAGCGACACGUGCGAGUACUGCGGCAAGGUGUUCAAGAACUGCAGCAACCUGACGGUGCACCGGCGGAGCCACACCGGCGAGCGGCCUUACAAGUGCGAGCUGUGCAACUACGCGUGCGCGCAGAGCAGCAAGCUCACGCGCCACAUGAAGACGCACGGGCAGAUCGGCAAGGAGGUGUACCGCUGCGACAUCUGCCAGAUGCCCUUCAGCGUCUACAGCACCCUGGAGAAACACAUGAAAAAGUGGCACGGGGAGCACUUGCUGACUAACGACGUCAAAAUCGAGCAGGCCGAGAGGAGCUAAGCGCGCGCCCCCUGCGCCCCGCACCUGUCCGGCGGAAACCGUUGCCAACCGCGAGAAUGCUGACCUUGACACUCGCCUCCGUGUCUGCGCCACUUCGGCACCCCCCCCCCAGUCCCCCUGACACACACACACCCCGGCCCCCCUCCCCCGCCACGCGUCCCCGGGGCCCUGGGGGAGGCGGCGCUCCAACCCAACCUGUGUCUACAAAGUCCUACGGAAACCCGAGGGUUGAUGGAGGCAGUAAACAAUUGUGGAGCCUUUUAACUGUGCAAUAAUUUCUGUAUUUAUUGGGUUUUGUAAUUUUCUUGGCACGUGCAGGUACUUUUUAUUAUUAUUCUUUGUGUUGAGAUUCUUUUAAGAGAUUCUGUUGGGUACCCAUCCCUUCUUCGUUUUUGUUUUUGUUUUCGGUUUUUUUUUUUUAAACCCAGUAGUAGCCUGAGCAAUGAUUCCCGAGCAAUGUAGAAGGGAAGCUUAUCUUUUAAAUUAUAAUUUGGGGGGGGAGGGCGCUGCUUUUUUGAAAUUUAAGCUAAGCAUGUGUAAUUUCUUGUGAAGAAGCCAACACUUAAAUGACUUUUAAAGUUGUUUACUUUUUUUAUUCCUUCUUUGGUCCUGAAAUAAAAAGUGGCAUGCAUUUUUUUUUUUUUGGUUUUAUUUUUGUUGUUUUUUUUGUUUUUGGUUUUUUGGGGGGGGUGGAUGUGCAGCGGAUAACAAUCUUUAAAGUUGUAGCACUUUGCUUCAGAGUUGGAAUGGAGAUGUGGCACUGACGAUCUGACGAUGUCCUGAGUAACAGAGGCCUUUUCUGCAACCUUGACGUUAUACAAGGAAACGUUUUAGUGGUGGGGGCCCUGCCCGAACACCCCGCACUGCCUGAGAAAUGCCUGAGAAAUGCGGGUUUUUGCGAGCUGCCAGAGGAAUGGUCUGAGAACCUUCUACAGUAGUGCAUCACCAGCAGAUACUGUCCUUUGCUUGGGGUGCGGGGGUGCCCUGGGAUGCCGUCUUUCCUCUCUGCUGUAGAUUAGGCUACAUAAAAUGGGCUGAGGGUACUUUUUUGGGUAGACGGUGGUGACCUGCCGUGACACAGAAAGGAAGAAAGCCGAAAUAUUCUUUCAGGCUUCUGGCUUGACGGCUUCCUCUCUCUCUCCCUCUCUCUCUCUUUCUCUCUCUUUCUCUCUCUCGCCCCCACCACAAAAAAUCCCAAGUCCUAUGUUGCUACAAGUGAUAACUGACCAUGCCUCAAGCAGACAAGUGCCCCAAUGAGGUAAAUUAGAGGAGUUAGCAUUCUCUCAUUUAACGCACACAGAUGACAUUGUACGGACGGGGGGAAAAUCUUACGAAUUUCUGUUCCCUUUUACUGGAAAAGCAGGGAAAGAGUUCCAUCCGAAGGUGCCCAGCGCUACUUCCCAGUUUUUUUUUCUAUCCCAUUAGGUUGGAAGGUACUAAACAUUGGACUGUUAAGAUUAGACCUUGGAAUUCUGUUGACCCGCACUUUAAAGCUUUUGUUUGCAUUUAAAUUAAAUGGCUUCUAAACAAGAAAUUGCUGCAUAUUCUUCUCUCUGGCCCAGAGGUGGGUUAAACUGUAAGGGACGGCUGAGCUCGAGUGUCAGUGUUGCUAAGCGUGGCAUUCACAAUACUGGCACUAUAAAGAACAAAAUAAAAUAAUUUAUUGGACAGUUUUUCUACUGCCAUUCAAUUUGACGUGAGUGCCUUGAAAACUGAUCUUCCUAUUUGAGUCUCUUGAGACAAAUGCAAAACUCUUUUUUUUUUUUUUUUU